GGCCGGGCGUGUCAAUGCAGCCUCCGCCACUGAUGGGGGAGGUGGAGCUGGGCCCUGUGGGCCCGCUGGAGCCCCCGGAGGCGCCCGAAGUGCUUGUGAGCCGCCGGCCGGGAGGAAUCCGGGUCCUGAAGAGAAAUAUGAAACGCAAUGGGAGCAGAAAUUGUUUGAAUAGGAGAAGCAGGUUUGGUUCUCGAGAAAGAGAUUGGCUGAGAGAAGAUGUGAAGAGAGGCUGUGUGUACCUUUAUGGAGCAGAAACAAACACUGCCACUACAACCGCCACCACCUCCCUCUCCUCUGACUUACAUCUCGUCCUUUGCACAGUGGAGACACCAGCAUCUGAAAUAUGUGCUGGAGAGGGAAGGGAAAGCCUUUAUUUACAGCUUCAUGGAGACUUGGUCAGGAGACUGGAACCUAGUGAACGACCUCUUCAGAUGGUUUAUGAUUAUUUAUCCAGGCUGGGCUUUGAUGAUCCUGUGCGCAUACAGGAGGAGGCAACAAAUCCUGACCUUGGCUGUAUGAUUCGAUUUUAUGGUGAAAAACCAUGCCAGAUGGAUCAUCUGGACCGAAUCCUUCUGUCUGGCAUCUAUAAUGUACGCAAGGGAAAGACUCAGCUGCAUAAGUGGGCUGAACGCCUGGUUGUUCUCUGUGGCACCUGCCUCAUUGUUUCCUCAGUGAAGGAUUGUCAAACUGGAAAGAUGCACAUUUUGCCUCUGGUUGGGGGAAAGGUAGAAGAAGUGAAGCGACGGCAGUACUCGCUUGCAUUCAGCUCAGCUGGAGCCCAAGCUCAGACCUGUCAUGUCAGCUUUGAGACUUUGGCCGAGUGCCAGAGGUGGCAACGGCAAGCAUCCAAGGUGGUGUCCCAGCGAAUCAGUACAGUUGAUCUCUCGUGUUACAGCCUUGAGGAGGUUCCUGAGCAUCUCUUCUACAGUCAAGAUAUCACCUACCUCAACUUGCGACACAACUUUAUGCAACUAGAAAGACCAGGCGGCCUUGACUCUCUCUACAAAUUUUCUCAGCUGAAGGGCCUGAACUUGUCCCAUAAUAAACUUGGGUUGUUUCCUACAUUGCUAUGUGAGAUCUGUACCCUAACUGAGCUCAACCUUUCCUGUAAUGGAAUUCACCACCUGCCGAGUCAGAUUGGCAAUCUGCUAAAUCUUCAAAUCCUCUGUCUUGAUGGCAACUUUCUAACUACUUUACCUGAAGAAUUGGGAAAUCUGCAGCAGCUUUGCUCCCUGGGAAUUUCCUUCAACCACUUUAGUCAAAUUCCUGAGGUUUAUGUGAAGCUCACUACCUUAGAAAAAGUGGUUAUGGCAGGAAAUCGACUAGAAGUCCUAAACCUAGGGGUGCUGAACAGGAUGAGCCAUAUCAAACAUGUAGAUUUAAGGAUGAACCGUUUGAAGACCGUGAUUAUUGAAAAUUUGGAGGGCAAUAAAUACAUCACCCACAUGGAUUUGCGAGACAAUAAACUGACUGACUUAGAUCUUAGCUCCUUAUGUAGUUUGGAGCAGCUGCAUUGCGAGCGGAACCAACUGAGAGAGCUAACACUCAGUGGCUUCUCCCUUCGAACUCUCUAUGCCAACUCGAACAGGCUGACAGUAGUGAAUGUUUAUCCAGUACCCAGUCUGCUCACUUCCCUGGAGCUCUCCCGAAACCUGCUAGAGUGUGUCCCUGACUGGGCCUGUGAAGCAAAGAAGAUAGAAAUAUUAGAUGUCAGCUAUAAUCUCCUCACAGAGGUUUCCAUGAGAAUUCUGAGUAGCUUGAGUCUUAGAAAACUGAUGGUGGGACACAACCAUGUGCAAAACCUUCCUGUGCUGAUGGAGCACAUCCCCCUUGAGGUGUUGGACAUUCAGCAUAACUUACUCACCAGGCUGCCAGAUACCCUUUUCUCCAAGGCCUUAAAUCUCAGGUACUUGAAUGCAUCUGCAAAUAGACUGGAGUCUUUACCAUCUGCUUGCACUGGGGAGGAGAGUCUGAGUAUGCUGCAGCUGCUUUACCUGACCAGCAAUCUCCUGACAGAUGAGUGUAUACCUGUGCUGGUGGGGCAUCCCCACCUGCGAAUCUUGCAUCUUGCAAACAAUCAGCUACAGACCUUUCCAGCAAGCAAACUCAAUAAAUUGGAGCAACUGGAAGAAUUGAACCUAAGUGGCAACAAGCUAAAAACCAUUCCCACAACCAUAGCAAACUGCAAAAGGCUGCACACCCUUGUUGCACACUCCAACAACAUCAACAUUUUCCCAGAAAUACUGCAGUUGCCUCAGAUCCAGUUUGUAGAUCUAAGUUGCAAUGACUUAACAGAAAUCCUGAUUCCAGAGGCUCUGCCUGCUACAUUACAAGAUCUUGAUCUGACUGGAAAUACAAAUCUGGUUCUAGAACACAAGACCCUGGACAUAUUUAGCCAUAUCACAACUCUGAAAAUUGAUCAGAAACCUUUGCCAACCACUGAUUCUACAGUCACAUCAACCUUCUGGAGCCAUGGACUGGCUGAGAUGGCAGGGCAGAGAAAUAAGCUUUGUAUAUCUGCCCUAGCUGUGGAUAACUUUGCAGAGGGGGUGGGAGCUGUGUAUGGCAUGUUUGAUGGGGACCGAAAUGAGGAGCUCCCUCGCUUACUGCAGUGUACAAUGGCAGAUGUGCUUUUGGAAGAGGUACAGCAGUCAACAAAUGACACAGUUUUCAUGACUAACACCUUCUUGGUAUCUCACAGAAAAUUAGGAAUGGCUGGCCAGAAGCUGGGCUCCUCUGCUCUCCUCUGUUAUAUCCGACCUGACACUGCCGAUCCAAUGAGUAGUUUUAGCUUGACUGUGGCCAAUGUUGGUACCUGCCAAGCAGUCCUGUGCAGAAGUGGAAAACCAGUGUCCCUCUCUAGAGUCUUCAGCCUGGAACAGGACCCAGAGGAGGCACAAAGGGUCAAGGACCAAAAAGCCAUCAUAACAGAGGACAACAAAGUGAAUGGGGUAACCUGCUGUACCCGGAUGCUGGGCUGUACAUACCUCUACCCUUGGAUCCUCCCCCAGCCCCACAUAUCUUCCACUCCACUUACUAUUCAGGAUGAGUUGCUGAUUCUGGGGAACAAAGCAUUGUGGGAACACUUGUCAUAUACAGAAGCUGUUAAUGCAGUGCAUCAUGUACAAGACCCAUUAACAGCUGCCAAGAAGCUGUGCACUUUAGCACAGAGCUAUGGUUGUCAGGACAAUGUGGGGGCCAUGGUGGUUUAUUUGAACAUUGGUGAGGAAGGUUGCACUUGUGAAGUGAAUGGGCUUACCCUUCCAGGUCCUGUGGGAUUUGUUUCAACCAUCAAGGACCACCCCAAGCCAACCACUCCUUCCUCUAGUAGUGGUAUUGCCUCUGAGUUCAGCAGUGAAAUGUCCACCUCAGAGGUGAGCAGUGAAGUGGGAUCCACAGCUUCUGAUGAACACAACACUGUUGGCCUGGAUACUGGCUUGCUUCCAAGGCCAGAGAGGCGCUGCAGCCUUCAUCCAACACCCACCUCUGGGGUUUUUCAGCGCCAGCCUUCUUGUGCGACUUUCUCAAGUAAUCAGUCUGACAACGGCCUGGACAGUGAUGAUGAUCAGCCCGUUGAAGGGGUCAUAACAAAUGGCAGCAAGGUAGAAGUAGAAGUAGAUAUUCAUUGCUGUAGAGGAAGAGAUCUUGAGAACUCUCCCACUUUUAUAGAGAGUUCUCCUACCCUGUGUCCUGAGGAACAUGCUAGAGGCUUGUUUUUUGGGAUCCGAAGACAGAACAGUGUGAAUAGUGGCAUACUCCUGCCAGUGAGCAAGGACAAGAUGGAAUUGCAGAAGUCACCCUCUACUUCCUGUCUCUAUGGAAAGAAACUCUCCAAUGGCUCUAUUGUGCCCCUAGAAGAUAGCCUGAAUCUCAUUGAAGUGGCCACAGAAGCCCCCAAGAAGAAAACUGGCUAUUUUGCUGCCCCAACUCAGCUGGAGCCAGAGGAUCAGUUCGUUGUACCUCGGGAUCUGGAAGAAGAAGUGAAGGAGCAAAUGAAACAGCACCAGGAAAGCAGGCCCGAACACGAGCCCAGUGAACAAGAUCGGACUGAGGUCCCGGAGGAGUUUGACACAGCACUAUAAUUCACCCCCAGAAGCCACACUUUUAGAGAGGGCUGUGUCAGUGUUGGUGUAGGGACUAUUCCAGAGGCAUUAUGCCACUGUGUUUCUAAAACAUAGAUGAGUGGGGUAGAACUCAGAGCCAAAAAAGGUGAGAGCCAUCAGGGUCUUGCUCUGGUUAAGCUAGUAGCUACUAUCAGUGUUAAGUUUCACAUUUAACCUGUAUUGGAAUUCCCAGAAUUGUUGGGAAGAAAGCAGAUGUUGUUCUGUAUCAGUCCUACCACCUGCCAUUAACCCUUUCUCUCCUAGGAUACUUUUGAGAAUUUGCCUGCCUGGGCAGGAAAGGGACUAUUUCUGUGGAAGAAAUUUCUGAAGAUUGAUUCCCGUUACUAAUUGCUGCUGAUGGAUCUCUGUGACAGAGAAAUCACCUUAUAUCUCAACCUAACUGAUGGAAUGUGAUGUGACUAGUCACAUGGCUUUUCAUUCUUCUCUACGAGAAUACAGCCUAUCAAAAUGACAUUUAUUGGAAAUGUAGAACCAAUCGGAUAAUUUAUGUAUGUAAUGUAAUGAGAGCACUUUUCAUUGACUGUGAACUUUUUACUUUUGAAUCUGCAUUCGAGCCAAUCUUCUUAGAGGCAGCCUGGCACCUUUGUCCAUAGGAAGAGAGAUAACCGGGUGUUGGAGACUUCUAUGAGGGUACUAGAAAGGGCCAUGGGAAAUUGAUUGCCCAGCAGAUCACAAGAGAGGAAUUUGGGGAUUGGCCUCUUUCCAUCACGUAUGAUACAGUUGGCAGUCAGUCUCUUAAGACGUAGGGCCAAGGCUGACACUUCUUGUGUCCAAGUAAUCUUGAGGCACAGCAGAUAACAGACAGAGGCUGAGUGAGAACAGAUGAUGGAUGAAUGGAGCUCAUGUGUUAGACGUGUUCCGUCUCAUUCUAGAGCAGAGGGAUGGUUUUCUAAAAUACCAGAAGUGAGUUGAGAAUUCACCUCUUUAAUGUUCAGCAGAGUACUCUUAUGAAAACUGCUUAUCUACCUUACGUGGUUUCAGAGUACUGGGCUCAGUUACCAAGAAAGACUCUUAAUUGAGAAAUUCCUAAACUUAAGAAAACUUGGUGUACUGUGUUUUUUUGGCACAUUCCACGUAAUCCUAGCAAAAAUGUAUUUCCUUGCAUAUUUCUGUUCUGUUGCCUUUUCCGUUAGAUUUACUUAGGAAAAUUAAUCCUACUUAUAUUCAUACAAAAUUUUGACAUUGCUUGAUUUUACCAGGUGGGGAAUGUGCUUUGAAUUUUUUGGAAUAGUUUCACAAUUAAAGAGAAAAUAGAGUGGAACCUCUUUUAAUUUGUUUCAUUAGAAACAAAAUGUUAAAAGAUAGGGGUGGUAUAUAUAGUCCUUUGUGUUUUUUUAAGUUUUUGUUUAAAGCAAUAGUAGAAAACCAGAUGACCCAUCCACAAAUGGAUGUGCAGUCUUCAUCUGCCUCCAGGCUCCAUGCCUGUGGGUGAGUCAGUGGAGUAUGCUCUUGAGGGAUUCUGUACCCCUCAAAUCGCCCUCAAAAUCGGAAUGAGUCCUUGAAUUGUCAGGAACACUUGAUUUUCCUGUGUCAAACUACUGGUCAGCUAUUGAAAGAUUUUAGAACUCAGGUCUUUGAUUUGAAGGAGGGAACAUGGGGGGAAGAGGGGGUUUCAUGUGAAGUUUAGGUGCUGUUAGAGAGAUGGGAACAAUAGUGUUGUCACCUUAUUUUUAUAUGGGGAAAAAAUGGAGGAAAAAAACUCAAGAUGGUAGUGAUGGCUGAUGUAAAACAUCUUCCUACCCAGACAGAAGAAACUUCGGGUUAUAGGAUAGUGAUGCUAUCUAGAAGUGAAGGUUAUUUGGGGAAAAUACCACUUUAAUAAUAUAGUCUUAUAAAAAUUGUUGUUUGUCUGUGAAUUCUUUUCUUGUCUUCUCUUUGUUUCCCACCUUGCUUAUUGGAACCACCAUAAAACCCAGUUCUGAAAUGGAACCACCAUAAAACCCAGUUCUGAAAUGAGCUUACCAGAUGUAAAUGUAUUUACUUUUUAGUCAGCAGAACUCUGAAAUCAAAAAUGUUCUUUUAUGUGGUAAAAGGUUAUUUUUAGGAAAUAUUAGGUCGUAUUGAUGAAAACCUUUAAUAUACAUAAUACCAAAACUGAUUAUUCUUCUUUAACCUCUUUUAAUUCAUUUCCUUCUACAUUUGCUCUGUAUUAAAACAGAGGGUAAAAAGGUCAUAGCCCAUUACCAAAAAUAAAAUACAGAAUUCUUGACCUAUGAAGUAAUUUACAGAAAUUGUGCUUUCUGAUUUUGUUAUCUGAUUAAGCUAUCUGAUAAAUUGGUGAAAUUCAGUAAACUGUCUCCAGGUGAAUGUAAUCUACUCUCCAGUACUUCACUGAGAUGACACGUUGCACAGUUGGGCAGAGUACAGUUGAUCUCUAGCCAGGGAUUCUGGCUUCUGCAUGAUUCUAAGGUCUCUAUGAGUACCCCCUACUUAAUAGAGAAUUUUAACCGAAUUUCUGAAAGAACACUCCUAAUCAUGGGAAGAGUUCAUGUGUCCCAUGGACAAGAAAAUACACGAGUAUUGGCAGACAUGGUAUUCUUACUUUUAUCCAAAUAAAUUGGAAAUAUAUUUGAAAAUUUGAAUAUUGAUAGGCAUAAAGCUACAGGGCUUUAUUAUACUACUGUAGAGUGUAUGUGUGCAAUACGUUGGUGAAUUCAUUUUCCUGAUGUAUACAAGAGCCGACAGGAGCAGCCUGGUAAUCAUUGGGUGCUAUUAAAAUUGUAGUGAGUGCUAUUUUCCAGGAGAUGGAGCCAGUUAGGUUUGGCCGAUCUACUGAAUAUUAAAUGAUGCUCUUCUUUCCAUGUAGACCUUCAGCAAAAGCAGGUACUUGGAAGCCACAAGCUCACCUUCUCUGUCUGUUCAAUAGUUAUUAAUGAAGAGACCUCCAUAAGGGAGCACUUAGCUGUUAUUGGUAAAUGUACCAAUUAUUAAAUAAUUAGUCUCCAAGCCAUUCAGUGAUGUCUGCAGCAUCACUAUAGAACUGUCUUGUGUCACUUUUACUUCCCUCUGAGUGGAGCCUUUCAGACUCCCCGAUAUGGAGGCAAGUUAAUCUUUCUCUCCAGUUAGUGAUUUUUGCCCCAUAGUUGGGUAAGCACUUCCUAGAUUGAAAAAACAGCUACGGUAAAUCCUGCUGUUUCCCUCAUUUUGUGAUCAUUCUAUCACAUAUAAGCUCCUUGUAUUCUGAAUUUCAUGCACUUCUCCCAGAUGCUAUAGGGUUUUUUCUCACUGUUGCUUAUGGAUGUCAUUCAGACAGUGGGUUCAUAUUUUAUGGUUUUGUGCAAUCAUUGUCGUAUUGUAGUCCUAAGACUCAUUAUAGUGUAUUUUUGAUAUUUUUGAAAUGUGUUAAAUUUUUUAAUUCAAUAAUAUGAGCCAGAGCAUGUUGCAGCGAAUCUAUUGUUUGUAAAAAAAAAAUAAUAAUAAUAAAAUAAAAUGGAAUAUCUUUUUCAUGACUUCGUUUUAAAAUGGAGUACUUGUUAUUUUACAAAUAUGCAUGACACCAACUUUUCUCUCCUAACUUGUAUGUAGAAUUAGUUUCUUAAUCAAAAGCUCCUUAAUGAGCUUUCUGCUUUUUCAUGCUUUAGGGAAGAUAAGCAAGAACAAACAAAUGAAACCAUUCUGUGAUGCUUUAUGAAGCAGUGAGUUAAGGCAAGAAUAAAUAUUUUUGAUCACCUUUUCAGUUGAAAUAGCACUAAAGUUUUUAAGAAACAUUAUAUUCUGACUUUAUGUUUCAAGAAAUCUCAAAGACAGGAAACAGUCCUUAUUUACAUGCCUGUUACUAGAUGACUAGAGGAAACUGAAUUGUGAACAGUCUACCCCUAACGGCAACACAGAAGAGCUAAUUGGAUAAUCUGGCCAUUACGCUUUUCAUAAGGUAAUAUAGCUUUGGUGUUAGAACUUCAGACAUGGUGGUGGGCAUUGGCUAACAAAGUACUUAUAAUCCUGUUAAGCCAAACUGUCCAUUGGUUGUCUCCCAUAAUCUCUGGACUUCCCAGCAAGAUUUUCUUACCUUUCACUUCAAAUUAGAGCUGAGGUUUCCUCUUUUUCUGGGAGAACAAACAUUUUAAAAACUUGGUUCAACAGCUGUUUAUUGAGCACUUUAAAUGUGCUGGGCACUAUGCCACCACCCCCUUUAAAACCUCAGAUCUGUGAGACAUAUCUCCCAAUUCCAGGGUGCCAGAAAUGAGGUUCUCUGAAUGUGCUGGUCUUUGCUUCAUGUAAUACUAAUUCCGUGAUAAACCAAAGGUCAAGAGUAGGUUAAUCAUGCAGAAAAAAUUCCAGUGUGUGAUUCAAUUCCUAAAUCCUGCCUCUGCUACUUAAGAUUUGUGACUUUAGGCAGUUUAUUUAAUCUCUAUGUAAACGCUCAGUUUCUUUCAUUUGCUAAAUGGAAAUAAUGGUAUCUUCAGUUAAUUGUGACCUUAAAUGAGAUAAUACAAGCAAAGUGCUUCCUUAGCACAAUACUGUACCCUUCACACAGCGAGCACUCGAAAUGUUAACUAUUGGGUAAGCCACUUGGUUUCCUCAUCUGUAAAAUAUGUAUGAAUAAUAUAUCUUGACCUGCCUCCCUCACAAGUGGUAGUAAGACAAGGUUUGCUAAAACAUCUUGAACGUUAGGAAACUGUACAAGCAUGGGGCAUGUUAUUAUAGUGUCAAUGGGCUGCAUUUCCUUAAGAGGAGCUAAAGCG
Messenger RNA from Trichechus manatus latirostris (Florida manatee), 8806 nucleotides. RefSeq names its product PH domain and leucine rich repeat protein phosphatase 2 (gene PHLPP2). The transcript is spliced from 19 exons. The record is from RefSeq and is a predicted model, not a curated record. The coding region runs from base 15 to 4082 and encodes 1355 amino acids. NCBI's taxonomy places the organism in Eukaryota, Metazoa, Chordata, Mammalia, Sirenia, Trichechidae. Gene Ontology annotation, molecular function: protein binding.